CCCAGUCCUCCUCCCGCAUCCCUGUCUCCUCCCCCUUCCUACAAAAAAAUCGCUCGCCAUCGUCCCUCCAUCCCUCCCCCCUCAUCCUGCAGAUCACCGUAUUGGUCGCUGGGAUGGAGCGACUGCGCUCCAGCGAGCGGUGAGCGCAUAAUCAUGCGUUUGGUCUCUGCGAGUGUGGGAUGCUGUACAAGUCCUCUGCAUACAAGUGGACAGGUGUAACGCGCCGUGCUGAGAGGGGGGUUUAACGAAAGAACGAAAACGCCCAAACACUGUGAUAUAUCACCUAUAAAAAAGAAAGAAAAAAAAAAAGACAACCACUGCUGCUUCUGCUGCUCGGUAUCCGCAGCCGUGGAGGGCUUUCCCCCCUUCCGCUGUAAUAUUUAUGACAAAACGGAGGCAAAUUAUUCUGGUCACGUUUCUGGCUGACAGCCGGCUGUCCUGGAGAGCGCUGGAGUGAAUCCGGGUCCAGUGUUGGAGGUAUAGCGCAGCGCACCGACACCUGCAGUAGGAUGUAAAGGGAAUUCCCACUCACCAAACUGGUAAGUUUAACACUCAAAUAUACCUCUUUUCACCUCUUUAUUCCCAGAAUGUAUCUAAAUCAUGUUUUUCAUUUUGUCAUUACUAAAUUGGUAAUUCAGGUAUCUUCAUUUACUUGGGAGCGAUUUUACCUCUCUUAAAAGAAAACGGUCUGGUGCAAAAUGAAACGCAUGUUGGGCUGGACAGUCAAAACCUGUUUGGAGCCUGGACAAGAGGUGACAGUAACAAAAGACCUGCAUGUCAAACCAGGACUCAUGAGGGGCCAGAAAACAACCUCCGGGCUACUGGUUUUAGUCGCUUGCUUGCAUUUUUCUUGUUGAGAUGUAUAUGCGCCUGAGAGCUUAAGAAAAAAAUCUGUUUCUGACCAUUUUUGAAUGUUGGAAUUGUACUCUAACAAUCAGGAAACAUUAGCACCAGAAAGUAAAACAAAUUUCACAUCUGUGCUUGCUUUGAUCCAGUAAAGCUCAUUGUAAUCUCAAUCCUCCAAGACUCCCAUUUCUAAGGGACCCUCAGUAACUGUUGAUGUGUUCCAGUCACAUGGAUGCGCCACGCUUGACACGCAGGUGGCCCGUCUGGACGUUUUUAAGAGUAAUGCUCCAAUUAGCUACAAAUGUGUGGACUUAAAAUUUCGUAGUUACAUAUGGCACAUGAUCAGUCAGUUUUAAACUAGCAGAAUCCCAUGAGAGCAGUAGGAUUUCAGGGCUGCUUGCAUUUGUUUACCUCUAUCACUAUGAUGGCGAAACAGCCAGUAAUCGAAAUCUACUCGUGAAAAGCUUGACAGGACAUCUGCAUUUUCUCUGGCUGACUUUUAAGUGCACGUUAAUCCUUAAUGUGAAUGUUGGUUUGACACAGCAACAAAGUGUUCAUGGAGCUCUCUUUUCCCUCCAAUGAAAAUUACGCGAUGUUUUGGACAUCUUUGCGCACACGUGAAUAAUCCUCCUGUCUUAUCGCGCCAUGACUACACAGUUUCGAUCCUUGUUCUCUUGUUGUAGUAACAUGCUGGUUGAAAUGUGAUAAGGUGGGUCCUGCUGCUGUACAGUAGGAGAUUUUUUUUCCUAUCAUGUUAUUGGAGACAGGUUUUUAAGAUCAAGUGCUGCAAAACAUAAAAAGCUUUAGACAGGAAGUGUUUGAGGGAGAGUGUCAAAGUUUUUGCCUUUUAGCAUUCUUGAGUCAUCUUCUUUGUUUGCCCACAUUUCUUAAGAGCUCUCUAGUGCUCACUGGACUGCCCUUUAACACUCAAUAUUCUCUCUCAGAUGGUUAUUUUCACAUACUUCCUAAGUUUUAAUUCAACUUGGCCUUCCUACUGAUACAGUGCUAUUGCUUGGUUAUGUAAUUUGGAAUCAUGGAUGUUAUCUGAUGAUUUAAGGCAUGUAUAAAGUGUUAAAAAUGCAGCUCAAAAGGAGAAGAAAGCAGCAACAUUUUCUGAAACAAUAACCGCUUUUAUACUAAAAGUCUUUGCUGACACUGCAUUGAAACAUCUCAUCUAGAAGUGAGUUCCUCAAAGGUCCUGACUAGUUGAUAUGAACUGCCUAACUGCCUCUCUGUGAAUAGUUCACCUCUAAAUGAACUACUUUGAUGAGAGCACAAACAGGCAGAAGAUUAAAACACGAGUUGAAGGCGAGCUCUGCUGUGUGUGUUCAAGCACACGUGUUUGUUUCCAUGAAUUCUCCCUGCUGCCAAUCCCAAAGGGACGAUUGUUUUAACAUAUUUCCCGUUUCCAUUCACUCUCACUGGCUGAGGCAGCUUGUGUGUUUGCUUUGCAUGUGGGUCAUUGUGUGUUGUGUGCAUCUGUGUGCAUGUAUUUAUAGAGAGGCUUUGAUGCUGCUGGUGGGGAAAUAUUCCACCACACGUGUCACUCUCAGACUCUGUAGCUUCUGAGGUGGGCUAUCAUCGUAUGGUUUCAGGAGUGCUUCAGGUGUCUGGUAUAACAAGUUGGUUGAAAGGCCUUGUUUACCUUUAAGAGCACUGAAGUGGAGCUGGUCAGUCUUGUUGAGGUGAUUAUAGGACAUCAACAGUGUAGGAAGAUUUAUGUAAGAGCCUCUCCAUUUUCAUGAGAAGUACCAAUAAACCCCCCUGCCUGUGUUAAUUUGUAUUCUUUUGGUUUGAAUUAUGUAUUUACAGCAGAUUAUUUAGAAUGACUAAGAAUGUGUUUUAGGAUUUCUUUCAUUUAGUAUUUUGUCUAUAAUCCAUUUUUACUGGAUCUUUAAACAAACGGUAUAAAAAUAGCUGGACUGCUUUUGAAUGAACAAGUCACAGUGGACACAAUCACAUUUAGUGCUGUAAAAGCUUUAAACAACAGGCUUCAAUGAGAACUAAUGAAUUCAAACAGUGACUUUUUUCUGCCUUAGCAGAACAAUACGCUAACUGGCUGCUCUUUCAAUCCUCCCUGCAAUUGAAACAAUUGGUAGAUGUUAAAUCCAAUCAAGAUGGAAACAUGAAGCAUACACAUGUUUUGGAAAAGUAAUUCUAAACUGUAGUCACAAAAAGUAUAAACACAAUACACAUCAGCCUUUUUCUUAUUGAUAUAUCUAUUACUCAUGCUGAAGAUUGCAUUUCCUUUUUCUCCGCACACCCGUGUUCACGGUGUGUUUAUACGAGCACACUGCACUCAGCUCCACAACUUCAUGAUAAUGAAUGUCUUCUUCAAAGGGACAUACAGAGCUGAAACUGAGGGGACUGAGGCAGGAGGACGGUGGGGAAAAUAUAAGACACAACAGGAAAAAAAAAAAAAAAAAAGAGAAAACAGUGGAUGAUAAAUCACUGGAGAGAGAGGGUGGAGUGACCAGGAUCAAAUAGACUAUCAAGAAGAUGGAGACAGGGAGGAGAGGACCUGUAAACAAGGAUUUUAUAGACUCAAGGUGGACAACCAUCAAUAUUUAACUGUAGUACAGUUGCUGUCUAGCAUAUUUAUUGUGUAUUAGUUAUACUCCAAUGUAAUCACAUGUAUAUUAAAAUGAUACAAACACGUCUGCUUCAUUAGUCAGCAGCUAACUGGUAUCAGCUCUAGGUGUGUAACUAUCUCAUUUACUUCUCCCCUCCUGGUUUCUUAUGAAGCCUCUUAAAGUGAGUAUGGUAAAUGAGGCUUUGGAUAUUUAGCUUUAUUUAUGUGUAUGUGUUAGUCCACCAUCCCUCAGGUUAGCCUCUGCCUAUCAUUAGCUCUGAGAGCACAGAUGCCUGCAGUGGUGCUCUCCUCUUUCUUGGCCAAUGAUGUCCUGUCUGCGGGAGAUAAAUGGCAUUAAUUGAGCACUAAUUGCCUUCUGGAGUGAAAUAACUUAAUCAUUUUAACCUGCUGCAGACAACUCCAGUCUUUCUUUUUCUUGUACCUAAUCAGACCUCUUACAUCUCAGCUUUUACUCCGUUGCUGUCAAAUCUAUUUAGGAAGCUUUCUCGCCACCUCAUCUACUCCUUGUCCAAUAACCCAUGAGCACUGAGCAGAAAUCUCAUGAAGACAGACUUUAAAAAGAGGGAUCCUGUCCUCCCUGCUGGCUCUGAUCUGCUGAACAAAGGUUUGAUUCAAUUAAAAGUGAAAGGGAACACUACACUUGGUCGAAACUGCCCUUGUUCAGAGUUUCAUCCUCAUGCCUCAUGAAGGUAUCCUGUGGAGUUUUAGACCGCUGCUCUGGAGAAAUGUUUUAUAAGUGGUCCUCUGUUGAGUUUCUCCCUAUGCUCAUUCAUAAAGACAAUGUGUUUCACUUCCUUUUCAACAAAAAACUGACAGUGAUCUCCCAGUUUCUGUAAAGUACACACUCAUACAUGGUUAGAUGGAGUGUCACAGUAUUACAGUAAGGGAAACUUGAAGGGCUCUUAUCAUAGAGAUUAACGCAGGGAUACUUUUCACUUCAAGUUUCUGUUUUGGGUUUGUUAAGUUUUUUUUUUUUUUAAUUUUUUGAUUAAGCACAGCCAAACCUUCAGCUUUACUUAAAAAUAACACAAAAAAGACCAUCAUGGUUUUAUGACAGAAUUACAGUGAAGACGUGCACCCCAGCUACGCUGAUCCCAUUUUGGACUCUCAAUGCUGUUUGGACUUUUCUUUGAAGAAGCUUGAAGCUAAUGUAUGUACAUAAGGCACAAAACGGAAAGGCUUAUUUAGAUAUUUGUCUGCAAAAAACCCUGCAAAACUAAAUAAAUAAAUAAAAUACAAUUCAAUUUGGAAGCAUGUCCAGACUUUUUUUAAAAAAUGGGGCAACAGAUGUAUCCCACUGAGCAUUUUUUAGUCCAAAAGAGGUCUAAUAAACGUGUAAAUGUAGCCUAGAUCAAUGGUCUAAAAUCAGGCUACCACAGGUCUAAAGCUGAAAGUUUUUUAGACAUCUAAAUUUAGAUCAAGUUUAGACUAGCCGGCUAACAGAGGUCUAACUGUAUAUUGUUCAACGGCUAUCAUCAUUUUUUUGGUUAAGUACUUGGAGAUCAGUUAUGCAACUCACAGUUGCUUUUUGAAAUAAAUAGUUAUCGAAUAAUGGGUUAAAGUGCAACGUCUAAAUUCUGUCUAAAAAUAUACAGAAUCUAGACGGUUGAAAUUAGGUCUAAAUACAGACUAGAUGUCUAAUGGUCAUCUAUUGCUCAGUGGAAUUGUAUGCACACCCACACAAAAUAAUAGCAUUGACCCCAUCUCUCCUCACUACCUAUGUAAGUUUCUACUAUUAUGGUGCCACACCACUGUCAUAUUGCUGUUUUUAAUUUUCUAUAUUUUAAACAAAUUUUAGGUGCAGAAAAGAGAAACUGUGCUGAAGCAAAAAGCCAGUCACGGUCGACAGUUUUUAGGGUGGUACCAUGGAUGGCUAACUACAGUUCAAGGGGGUGCAGUGCCACCCCUGGGUAACUCUUGAAAUGUGCUCCUGGGUGUCAGGCUCUGAGUAUUUAAGCAAUCAUAACUAUUCAGAACCUGGACUUCACAGUCAACAAGAAAAAUGAUCUGUCCAGGAGACUAAGUACCAAACUGAUGUUCUUCACAAUAACUACUCAAGAAUUAAAUGAACCACAAGGGACCUGGCACAACUGUUUUUGAUUAGGAAUCCCUGGAGCAACUCUUUAGAUGUGGCAGAUUUUUUUUAGAUUGUUUUAAUUUAACUCCAGGGACGCACUAGGGAUUUUGCAGCGGUUUUCUGCUAAUAUCGCUUUAGGUUUCAUGAAAUAAAAGACGGCAUAAUUAAAAUCUGUGCAGUUAAGACCAAGAUUUUUAGCCACUUUCGAUGGUCAGAUUUAAGAAGAACAACAACAUCAACAAAGAUGAAUCCCACAUUUUUGGUGUGACCUUCCUUGUCUGCUAACGUCUCUCAAACUCUUAAACCCCCUUUCAGAUAAUCCUUAUUACAUAAUCAGUCUAUUUUUUCCAGGCUUCAGAAAGCUUUCUCCAGAGCCACAGCAGACACUAUAAGACACUUUAAGUUAUUUUCAUGAACUGAAUGAAACUCCCUCCUAACAAGUAAACUGGUUUCUCCAGAGGGAAACGGGAGCUGUGCAACUUGAAUUUAAAAAAAAGGCAUUGAAAGAAGAACAGAUAAGAACUUCCAUCAUUUUGAGUCAACACAUUCUGUUUGUUUGAGAUAUUACGAGUUUGUGUAUGUGUUUGUGCAUUCACAUGAUUGCAUGUCUGUGCAUGUGGGCAUGGGUCACAGCCUUUACUCAGUCAGGCUUGUUAUCACACAAACAGCUGCUGGUCUGGUGCUUUGUCACCAGAGAGGCACUGAAGCGACCACAGAAGCCGCUCUGUGACUCGACUGUUUAUUCACAACACUCCCAACACAAAUCAAAUCAACACAGAAAAGGCUACUGUAGUGACUGUUAGUGGACAAUCUGUUGACUGCCGAAAGUGAGUGUUUUCAUCAUCAAAAGAUGGACAGAGACAUUGAUAGACAUAACUGAUCACUGAAGGAAACACAAGGAAAUCUGGAGGUGUAAUAGGGAUAAAGUGAAGCUACAACUCCUCUCAGUUAUAUUGUCUGAUCAUUAUCACCAAUCACGGCUAUUCUGUUUGACUUGGCCAGUGAACAGCUUUUAUAACUGCUGAUUUACGAAACCAACUCCACUUGUUUUAACUCCGUCUUCCUGGAUUUCUGCAGAUUUCCCAUCUGAUUGUGAUUUCUUCUUGUGUUAAAGAACUCUGAUUGCGCUACGUCCGUGAUUACCCAUUGAUGGGUGGUGCAGGUAAUAACAAAAUGACAGGCUUUAGACAUCAUAGCAUGGUAUAAGACACCAAGUAGUGUCUUUACAAAUGGUGGUGCGAAUUGAAAUUCAUCGAACAGGCGGUCAGGUAAUAAUGAUGCCUCACACCCUGUGGACCAGAUCUGUCUUGAAACCAAUGUCUCCUUUCUGUGGAGAGCAGUUUCUACAGAUUGUAUGUUCCCAGGUUAUAGAUUAACCUGCUCCCUAUAGCUUUGUUAUUAAUGUUGUGCUAGCAGCCUGUCAGAACUGUGUGGGGAGACAUAUGAGUCUUGAUUCCAUUUACAAGAUUUCUUUCCAUACUGAUAGGAAUCUGUGAGGGGCUACUUAUGCUGUUGCAUCAUAAAACGUUACCCCCAAAAAUCACAGGACAAUCCUUUCAGACAAUCCAGAGGGAUUAGACAAAGAUAUCUCACCAUGUUUAAGUAAAGAGCCAUGAGUUUGAGAUAAGAUGGAUGGUGUGAAGGGGAGGGGAGGCUGUGCAUCUGGGACUUUUCAAAAGAGAGAUGGAUAGAGCUAGUGAGCAGGGAACAAACAUUCCCCUCCAGCGAGCACACAGCUCAGCAUCCAUCUGCACGCCCCUAAGCCUCUCUGCCAUCCAUCACUCCCUCACUGCACCUACCUCCCGCUUUCAUCUUACCUCCUGUUACCAAGCAGUCCCCUUUUUUCAUGAACUUGUCUUGGGCAAAAGUAUGGAUGGGAUUCAGCACUUUCUUAAGCACACACGAUGUCAUUCACUUCAGUCGGCAAUUCAUCCUCCACUGCGUCUGCGGCGAGCAUACGGGCGAGAGAGUGUGCAGAGACGUGGGCUGGCAGUGAGUGGCCUUGUGGGCGGCUGUAUGACAGUUAGGGAUACAUCGCAAACUACAUGGUGUUAUUGAGUCUUCAGCAGAUUUGGCAUGAGUAAUGAUAAACCAUAUUAAAAUUUUACAGCCCCAAGUGUUGCUUGGCCUCACAUCAGGGGGGAGCAGUGUCGGUUUAAAAUCUGUUAGUCUCUCUUGUAACAAGCGUUCAGUAUUUCAGUAUUAAAUUUGUCGGAUGCUCGCUCUUUCAAACUGCAUUUCUCCCCAAGUUCUUGAAGGUUAAUGGAUCAGAAACGUUCGGUAGAUGUGAUGUUGUUGCUCUCACUGAGUAACUUGUGUUGUUGGCCAGGCCGAGCUGGUUUUCUGGGAGCCUGCCAGGGAUGCUGCUGCCCAGCUGGUGGUUGCUUGCUGUUAGCGCUGCUGGAGGAAUUGAGUGGGAAAAUUAAGCCUUUGAUCGAUUGUCUCGCUGCGGACAUUAGGAAUACCUAAGACAGCCAUGAGUCAGCGUGCUGCAUGCGCCAUCAUCCUGUUUGCUCUCUUCCCUUCCCUUUUUUUCUCCUUCACUCUCCCUUCAUUCCUGUCGCUCCCUUCUGUAUCCCUUUCUUCCCCAAAUGUCAACCUUUGGGUGUCAAUUCCAUAGAAUCAAAAGGGCAAAGGCUUUUUUCUUGUCCCAACAUGUGACACUGACAUUUUACUGCUUAACAAGGAGAAAAGCCAUAAAAGGAGAAGCAGAUAACAAUUCCUCCAUGGGUAGUAACCUAAAAUAAACCAUAAUACAAUCCUGCUACACUCUCAUCUUUGUGCAUCUGUAGUCAGACACAAUGCCCUCUUGCAGGGGUCUCUUUUGUUAUCUGAAUAGCCAGGCCCUUCUUCCUGUCACAGCAAUUUAUUUUUCCUAUCUAUUCUUUGGGGAAAGUACAUACAGUACACAUCGACUCUGUUUCAUGUUAUCCUGAAGUAAACAGAAAUGAUGGUUCCUGUCUCUGAGGUGGAUGGAAGCACAAAAGCUCUGAGUCUUUGGAUGAUCCCAAGCUGCUGAAUACAAACCACAGCAGCAGGUAUAGUUGUAAAAAAUAAGAACUCUAACGCCGACCAAUGAGCUGCGUACUCAACUUCGAAGGGUUGUUUUCCACUAAACAGACUUUUCAUAUUAGAAUGAGAUGGUUAAGGGAUAUUCCGGCGUAAAAUUUAUUUAGAGUCAAACACACUGUAACACCAAGUUAGACACCCCCCCGAGAGAUGAAUGAUGCCGACCGCUUGCUUCUUUAGUUAUACCAACUCUAGUAACGACCGCAGGAUAGCAAUGCACAGCAGUCUAAGGAGCCAUAGACAAACCUCAACCAAAAAGCUACUCUAUAGCCACAAAUAAUGCUCAGAACAGCACCUAACUUUCAAUUCAGUUCAAUUCAAUUCCUGAAACGGACGGGGAGCCAAUGCAGCAAUGCUAAAACUGGCGUUAUAUGCUCUCGCCCUCUGGCCCUUGUCAGCACACUUGCAGCUGAAUUCUGUAAAAGCUGAAGUGUAUGUAAGUUCUUCUUGGGGAGGCCAGAGAGCAGGGCGUUACAUUAAUCUAAACGUGAGGAGAUAAAAGCAUGCAUCAGCACCUCCGUGCUGGCCUGAGAGAGAAACAGGUGGACUCUGGCUAUAUUUUUAAGGUGGUAAAAACCUACCUUUGCUAUGUUUUUGAUGUGUGGAAUUAAACUGAGCUCAGAGUCGAAAUUGAGCCCAGGUUUUUUAUAGAUGUUGAUACUUUAAAGUCUUGUCUUUUUGGUAAAAGUGUCUCUCUCAGGCCUUCAGGACCAAUAACUAAAACCUCUGUUUUAUCCUGGUUGAGCUGCAGGAAGUUGGCUGCCUUCCAGGACUUAAUGUCUAAAAUGCAAUUUAAAAGGGCGUCAAUUGGCCCGCUAUCAUCAGGAGACACGGCCAUGUACAGUUGUGUAUCACCAGCAUAGCUGUGGAAGUUGAUGCCGUGCCUCCUGAUGAUGUCCCCCAGGGGAAGCAUGUAAAGAUUAAAAAGAGUUGGACCUAAAAUUGACCCCUGGGGAACCCCACACAUAAUUUUUGGGGUUCGUGAGGAACAUGUAUCCAUACUUACUAAGAAGUGUCAAUCAGUGAGAUAAGAGGUGAACCAGUUAAAAACAGUGCCUGAGAGGCCGACCAGGUGCUUAAGUCUAUUUAAUAAAAUGUGAUGGUCUACUGUAGUACUCAAAGGCGGCGGUUAGAUCCAGCAGGACUAAGACUGUGAGGUCGCGAUUAUCUAAAUUGCACCUGAUGUCAUUCAGAAUUUUUAAAAGGGCUGUCUCAGUACUGUGGUUCCUCCUAAAACCCGAUUGGCACUUCUCUUAAAUGCUCUUUGUAUUUGAAAAAAUCAUUUACUUGUUGAAGAACAAGUUUUUCCAAGAUUUUACUUAAAAAUGGUAAGUUGGAUACAGGUUGGUAAUUGUUAAAAAUCUUGGGGUCCAGAUUGCUCUUCUUCAGAAGAGGCCUCACCAGCGCCGUUCCUUGACACAGCUCAAGGAAGAACAUUUACAAUCAUUUCUUCAAACAAGAUGCAAAGGCAGAAAAACUAUUGCGUCUCCAGUGCAAAAUGAUUAAUAUGACGAUUAUUACUUUAAGGAAAUGAUAAAGUAAUGAUCAUAAAUAUUCUUCCUUUAGCUGCGUCACCCCGCUGUAGUCUGUAAUGGACUGGCCUGAGGUCUCACUACAAACAAGUGGCUGCUGGAAGAGAGUAGGUGAGUUGUGUUUGGUCUCUUUGCUAAAGAAAUUAGUCAAAGUUAAAAAGAUGUUUGGUGGCUACUAGUACUAUGGCUAGGACCCUAUAUGUCCUGUUGAUGAAGUUAGGUGCUGUUCUGAGUAUUAUUUGUGGCUAUAGAGUGGUGUUUUGGUUGAGGUUUGUGUGUGGGUUCUCAGACCGCUGUGUAUUGCUAUCGUGCGGUAGUUACUAAAGUUGGUAUAACUAGAGAAGCAAGCGAUCGGCAACAUUCAUAUCUCGAGGGGGUGUCUAACUCGGUGUUAUGGUGUGUAUGACCCUAGAUUAAUUUUACGCCGGAAUAUCCCUUUAAUAUAAGAAAUCAACCCUAGAAUCAGAACACAGUGAUUCAGCUGGUCUUCUUUUUGUGGAAAGUUGCUACACUUUUAAAGAUAUGCAUCCUAAGCACAUAAAGUUUUAGAGAGGGCACAGGCUUACGUUUAAAUAAUUAGCAAACUUAAGUCUCACGUGUACCGACCACAUUAAAAUUACCCAGGACUGAGGCGAAAGCCGUUGAGUGCCCUCAGGCCUGCUGCUGGAUCAGCAUUUCUCAGCACGCAGCAGCAGCAGCAGGAUGGACAGCAGUCAUUACACAAAGGGCCAGAUUUAAUAGACCCUUUUCUGCUUCAGUUCAGACAUGCUGGGAGUCGUGUGUGUACCGUUUAUCGGACAGGUGCACUGGCCUGGAAGUGCAGUUGUCAUCUUAGGUGAAAGGAGGGAAGUUUGCCUCUGUCCACCAAGGCAGGAUCCCUGGAAUGACAUUAUGAAACAUUUAAAAAUUCAUGUAGUUAUAAGUUUUUAGCUGAACUCUCCUCCCUUAAGGAUUAAGAGAGAAACUGUAUUACUUACAAAUAACUCAAUAUCUGGAAAACCCAUGCAGAUAUAAGGCUAGAAAAAUAGUUUAUAGAAUGGGACUGUGUUUCAACACAUUUCAACGUUGUCGCAGACCUGAAUCCAAAAUUGUUCCAUUGGUACAGACAUUGUUGUUAACAGAGACACAUGUACAUUGCACAUACUCACAUUGUGACUUCAAUCAGAUUAACUGUGCAGUAGCCUGGAGCGCCACUAGCCAAGCUGCCUAUAUAUCCCCCAUAUGCAUAGGUUAUACUGCGAACAGUCAGUCUGGUUUUGCUUCCAGCUUGUGGUUCUUUUCCCACAUGGCACACCACACUCUCUCCCUGUUUCUUGCUCUGUCCACUGCCUGUCCCCUCCAAAUGAAGGCAACAAAACCUGAAAAUAAAUCUUCAAGAAAAAAAUAUGUAGUAGCCUGCUACCUUCAAAGGGAAAAAAAAAACGAUGUUUAAAGAAACUGAAGACAUAAUGAACAUCAUUCAACAGACUGGUGUUAUGUAGAGCUGUGUGAAAUACGCCAGGCUCAAUUUAGACUCAAGUCUUUCUUACCUUUAAACUAGUUGGUUAGUUGCAGCCACUUUGAAACGUCCUCACUGGUAACAUUUAACAUUUUUCUAACAAGAUAUACCUCAAAUAAAGACAAACAUAAUGAAUUGUCUCAAACCAUGUUGUUUAAGGACACAAUUUGGGCCAAGAACCCGUUAACUGCUUGUCUUUGUGAUGGACAGAAGUAAUUUAGCCUCUGGCAUGGAUUGUUCUGUCAGAAGGAAUAGCUUGUGAAUGUCUGUGCACAUUCACAAGAGCAUGCAAGAAGCACAAGCAAAGGCAAAAUUAGAGAAGAAGGUAAACUGAACUUUUCACACAGAGAGCAUGCACCUUCUGAUAUGGCGAAAAGGUACUUGACAACCUGUCAUCUUCAACCAGACACCUAUAAUAACCCUGGCCGCCAGGUCUAGGACCCUUUGCAGUCUCAGACUAUGUCAGCUUGUUGUUUUGGAGCAAAGCACAGAAGGUACAACAACAGAGAAUGAGGAUUUCAUGAAAUCAGUUCUUAAGCUUGAAUGAGACCUUGAGUAACAUGGAAGGUAUUUGUUUACAUCCUAAUACAACAUGUCAGCUGUGGUUGUUCAGGUGGAGAACAGACAUCCAUCUUAGGUGUUGCUGUCAUUACCAAUACUGAAUAAACCGCUUGAUAUGAGUGAUGUUUGCCCUAUUUAUUCAUGGAGAUGCUUGGCAUACAGGUACAGCAUCACCACUUUGAUGAACCAUUUGCAAAACUGCAUUAAUCCUAGGUUAGUGACUUUCUGAUAAGAUUUUAGAAAAGAAAAGAAAAUCCAUUAGGGGGCCUUUAUGCAAAAGUAGCAAGUACAAAGAACAUUUAUUCAUUCAUUCAUAUUUGUGAGUCUGAAGUGUUUACCACUUAAGAGGAGCUGUCAUGAAAAUUCACGCUUGAGAUACUGUCUGGGUUAUUUCCUUAUGUAUUAUUGCCGUAACAGGAAUUGUAUCUGCCAGGCCCCCUUUCCCUCUGUCUGACUUUUCAAUGACACCUCAGGGGGGUAUAAUUUAGGUUCACCUUGUUCUCAGCAAUUGUCUGUUGCAACAUAUAACUUUGAGGUGCAUCAACUUGCACAGACGCACUGGCUGGUUGUGCCAAGCAUGACACGAUAUGAUCAGGCACAAUGUACAUACAGGAAUCAAUCAUUAUUCCAUGAGACUGACACAGACCCCACUGCAGCUUCAUUAACAGUUACCAGGACCACAAGUUAUUUAUAAUAAAUCCUUAAGUGAAAAUGAGUCCAAGUUUUUACACCUGUCAUUGUGAUCAUUGAAAAGAGACCCACGGUUCACUACCCUGCCUACACAUUUUAAUUUACCGAUCCCCUCCUGUGCUGCAAACAAGAAAAUAUUAUGACUUUUCUUUACCAUAGGCCAGACAACUUUUCAUGCAAAAGGACUGUGACAUUUUGUCUCAACUCUAAACCUCAUGCUAACACUUUCCUACUGUUUGUCUGUGGCACUUCAUAUCUCUUACCCGUUCAUCACACACAGUACUAAGUAUCCAUUAUCACACCACUGAUUAUGGCUCAUUGUUUUUCUUAGUCAUAGAAUAGCAUAAAUUAGUCUUGUUGAAAGCUUUUCAGCCUGCUCGUUUCACCAGCACACACUCAUCCCCUUAUAAUCAUUGGCAUGACUAUUAAGUGAAACAGAUGAGGGCUUGUUGUUUGAUGUGACUGAUCAAAUCUAAGACACCGCCAUAAAUAAAAUAAUGAUAAUAAUAAAAAAAAACUCUCUUUUGAUUUUACAUUAUCUGUGAUUGUAAAAAUUAGAUCAAUUUAAUGCUUUUGUCAAUCAUGGUUGUAUCCCCUCAGCCAGUUCCUGACAUUCAUUUACACUAGUGUUUCAAAAAGCACUUACAUGGUUUGGAAAUGCACUUUGGUUGACGUAGUAUUGACAUGUCAGCUGACUCUGUGAUGAGCGAAGGUGAUUGACUUGUUAAUAUUAAGUGUUUUUUUUGUUUGUGCCAUGAUUCUCAGAAGCACAACUAUGUCGAACACGUCCUAUGAAAGCUUGACUUGACACCUAUCUCUAUGGCGCAUUAUAAAUAUACAGUAUGUAUUAUGUUUUAUAAUCACGUUAUAGAACUGUAUAACUAUAGUUAUAAACACUCAUAAAUUAUCAUAAUGCUGUAUAGCAAUAAUCACAAGACAUUAUAAAGCAUUUUAUCAUGACUUGCAAGGUCAGGUAUUAUAAUGUGUUAUAACUGUUAACAACUUGCUGACAAUGCCCAAAUAGAUAAUGCAAUGCAACUGUUGUUAACAGUUAUAACACAUUAUAAUACCUGACCUUGUAAGUCAUGAUAAAAUGCUUUAUACACUCAUAAACGAUGCAUUGUGAUCGUUUAUGAGUGUUUAUAACUAUACUUAUACAGUGCUAUAACAUGAUCAUAACGCAUAAUACAUAUAUUUAUAAUGCGUUAUAGAGAUAGGUGUCACAUAAAGUGUUACCAAAACUAUUGAUUUGGAUGAAAUUAUUAGAAGGUCACAGCCCACUGAAUACUUUGGUAGUUGGUAUAAACAUUCUCAAAAACAGGAAAAAUCCAUAUUUAAUUGUUUUGAUUCUCAGGACUAUGUUUGUGGAAUCAGCUGAUUGUGCUGUAAUUGUGUAUCCCUAAGAAAACGUGUUAUUGUGAGAUUAACCCUUUUCAAUAUUUUAGAGACUGGGUACUGCCAAAAUACCCAAAUAUUUUCAAGCACUAUUUUGUUUAUUUUAUCUUAUUUAUUUUACUUUGACCUGAGUUGGAGUAAACAGCACACCCAUCCUUUGUUAGUGCAGUUAGAAUUAAAGGAGGGAAUAAAUCUUAAGUGCUUGCAACUACUUUAGGCAGUGCUUAAAAUAAGACCACAGGUACCCACGAGAGGAUGAGCUAGGGACUAUGUUUUCGUGCUCCCUUACCUCAGGCUUGUUAAAUUGGCAGAUCAAUGAUGCUUUAAAUCUAUGUUCCAGCAACACCGCAAACCCCAUGGAUUUCAUUAGUGGAUUAAGAUAGACCACUGGUCCACACUGAGUCCUGUUCUGCCCGGAGGUCUUUUCCACAUGACAAAUGGGAGGAAAAACUGUGAAAUAACACAAAGAGAAAAGGUCAAAUGAGAGGGUGUGAGGAGGAGCCGUGGCAGAGAAAAGGUUGACAGCAGAGGCUGGGGUCAGUGCUGUUGGUGAGGACACACCUGUAGCUAUUCAUUCAGAGACCAGUGGAACAGAUUUUUCUCACUGUAUUUUAACCAAGGGUCUUACUUAAUCAACAAACGCUUGGCAUAAUUCUUUCAUUCGCACAAGAGACCCUCCAACCAGCCAUGAAUAACAUGGUCUUCAUGCAAAAUAGUCUGUCUCAACCAGUAAGCUGAAAAGGAAACAGAGUGAGAACGGGUGUAGGAGAGCAGAUGAAAAAGAGAGGGUGUUGGGAGAAGAUGCUGGGGGGAGCCGGUCUUCCUCUGAUAGCUUUGUUUAUGUGCCACUGUCUGUGGAUCAUUGAUCCAUUCAUCUUCAUUACAGCUCCCUGUGAGAACUAUUAACUGCUGCCAUCCUCAGUUGGGUGCCGGCUAUGUUGACAUGCAGUGCACAGUCUCCCCACCAGCCAACCAAUGUCCCUGCCACCUCUUCUUUUUCAAGGUAGAGGCUGACUGGUUAGUGCUGCUCGUGGGAAAUGAAAGGCAAAGAAUCUGACAGGAUAUCUUUAAAAGAGGUGUUAAGUAGAUUUGUACAGCUGCUAAUUGCAUUGAUGACAUGGUUAAAAGAUCAUGGAGGAACAUGCACUGGGAGGCAGAAGCUGAUACGCAUAUGCAUAAUGCACAUAGCACAGUAAUGGGAAAUAAGUGGGUAUGCUCAUUAAUGCACAGAUUCAGAACCAUAAUUUAUCAAAACCUGCAAAUACCAACUUGUCUCUAGUUGGUAUUUGAUGAUAAAACACUAACAGUGAUAAAAAAGACUCUUUUCUGCCAAUCAUAUGAAUAUCUCUGUAUAAACUGGUAUGAAAGGGGUAUGCAACCAAUACCUUAGAAAAAGUAUCUCUAGGAAAAAAAGAGGUAUCAUGUCUUUCUAUACAGGUUAGGCAGGUUGUAUAUUACUCAUGGUUUUACAUAGCUCACCCAGCAAACUUUGCUUUUGACCCAUGAAACAUGACAAUAAAUCAUUCACCCACUCAUGCUCAAGAGGUGCUUGGUUACACUUUGUUAAGAGGAUUCAGCAUAGUGCAUAAACUUUAAGCAGUCAGGAAAUAAAUCCCUGGUGAUUUGUUAAACUGUGUUGACUGCUCGGGUUCAUGCUGAGUCUCUGCUUAAAGCACUCAUACCUGCAAAUGUCUCCCAAGAGAAACCCUGCUCCGAUCUCUCUCUGCGCUGUUACCAUUGUCUAUGCAAAGUAUGUUGUUAUUCAACUGCUUGAGCUCAGAGAGACAUCAUGGGUCAGCAGGAGCAGCUUGAACGACAACCCCAUGACUGCUAUUGACUGCCAAGAUCACUUUCACCUCGCUGUGUCGACUCAUAGCAUUCCUUGGCUUGUGAAAUCUGACAAGUUUAACUUGUACUUGUUGUACAGUGUUAUUUUUAAGUGAAUAUGAGAAAAAGCUGACUGAUCACAGCUUGAUCUUUCUCUGUCUCAAACUCUUUUUUUUUUCCAUCACAGAAACAACCACAGAUCUGGCCAUCCUCAUCACUGCCUCGUUCAAGCCAAAAGAAAAGGGAAAGCAGAGCAUGGUCAGGUGGAGCCGUCACUGUUGCUAUGUGUAAAGGAGUGCUGUGGCGUCAAUGGAGACCGAAGGCUACCGUGACCUCCUGGAGACCAGCGAUGGUCAGGGGGUGGGCCUGCUGGAUGGAGGGAGCGAGGUGGGGGCUGAGGAGGGCUGGAGCACACCCUAUCCUCUGGGUUUCCAGGUGUCUUUAACCACUGUAUUAAUACUGGAGCUGGUCUUGGGGUUCAGCAGCAACCUGACCGUGCUUGUGCUUUACUGUGCCCAGUCUAAUCUGGUGGAUUCAGUCAGCAACCUGGUUACAGUCAACCUCCACGUGCUGGACAUACUGGUCUGUGUGCUGUGUCUGCCACUGACUGUGGCUGUGAUCCUGCUACCGGCCAAUGGUAGUGGAGUCAGCAGUCUGGCAACACUGUGCUGUUUUCACGAAGCCUGCGUCACAUUCACAAGCGUAGCCACAGCAGUCAAUGUGCUGGUGAUCAGUUUGGACAGAUAUGACAUCUCAGUCCGUCCGGCUAGUCGCCUUCUGACCCCAAGGCGUGCUGCACUACUCCUGGCUGCAGUGUGGGCUGUGUCUCUGGCUGUUUUCUUUCUGCCUUUCCUCGAAGGGGACUUCUUCUCUUCAAGGGCUGAAGACAGAGAGGAUGAGGAGCCAGAACACCAGAAAAAUGACUCUGAUUUCACAACUGGACUGAUUCCAACAUUUCCAUCACUCUCCCCCUCUUCCUUACCGGCUAUUCAUCCGUCCUCCCCUUCACACCACCUGCCUCCCGUAUGGCAGAACAGGACACUGCUGUGUGUAGGAGGGCAGGGGUAUUACACAGGCCUGGCUAUGUAUUACCACUUGUUACUCCAAGUGCCAUGCUUUUUCAUUGCUGUGGUUGUCAUGUUAUUCACCUACUCCAGGAUUCUACAGGCCCUGAACAUUCGCAUCGGCUCUCACAUGAUGCGAGGUACACGUACCAAGGACUCCACCUGCAGGAUACGCUGCAGGAGGCAAAAGAGGAAGGACCUGAGCCUACCGACUGAAGUCGUGUCCUCAAACCAGAACCAGAACCUCAGCCAUCCUCCUCUCAUCCCCUCCCCAACUCCCACACCCACAUCACCCCCAGCAAUCUCAUCCAUGCCCCAGGGCAUGUCGGACAGUGGAGCGACUGUCACUACUGUUAGUACUGCUGCUACCACCCCCAUUGCCACCACUCCAGCUACCCCUGCCUCCCCGACUCCGGGUUCAGCCUCAACUCACACCCAAGCCACCACCCCGCUGCCAGCCUCCUCCAUGGGUGUUCAGGCUUCGGUUUCUGCUAUCAUUGCCUUGAGGAGAGCAGUACGCAGACACAGGGACCGUCGAGAACGUCAACGGCGUGUCCUCAAAAUGUCCCUGUUAAUCAUAUCCACAUUUAUUGGUUGCUGGGCCCCUCUGUCUGCAGUCAAUGUUCUGAUCCUGUGUAUGGGUCCCAGUGACGGCCUGGUGCGACUGCGCCUUUGCUUCUUGGCAAUGGCGUAUGGAACUACCAUUUUUCAUCCUCUGCUGUAUGCUUUCACCAGGCAAAAGCUGCGCCGUGCCCUCAAAACACGUGUAAAGAAAAGGGUAGUGUCCCUUCUUCAGGUGGACCCAGCUCCUAGUGGAGGGACGGUUAUUCAUAACUCCUGGGUGGAGGGGGGUCAGAGAAAGACACGUAAGCCUCGAGUAGAGGCAAGUGAUGGCACUGAUCGAUGUCUCACAGAGGCAGUGAGGGAAUGAGGCUGGUCUUGGUUUACAUGUGUGGGUGUGUGUGAAAAUAAAGAGAUGUAUGUAUCUUACCAGUCUGUCAGAGAAGGAUUAUGGAUUUAUGCGAGGAAAAUGAGAACCAGGUAGUUUACAAAGGUCAGUAAGAAUCCCCUGACCUGUGGUUCCAUGCAUAUGUGGAGACAGGUGAGUCCUGAGCUCUAAUUAGAGACCUCUUUCUGCUCUCCCUUCACAUGCCCUCGUUAGUCCUCGUCUGACCGACAAGGUAGCAAACAUAUCUCCAUGGCAACACUGGCCGAGCAUUAAGACAAAACCUUAGCCACGGCUACUGGAAAUACUAGAGUGUCCACCCCACGCGUACAGUAAGGGUUAGAUAACAGCAAAGCAUAAAUUAUUGCUCCUGUGUGCACUUUCAACUUGCAUGUGCAUGUAUAUAUGCACAGAUAAACAGACAGACAUAGACACACACAUACGAACACACACUGACACACACAGAGAAACACUUCACUCACACUGGUCAAUAUUUUGUCAUCAUUUGUGAAAGCACACCGAUAUCUACCUGCACAGAUAUUCUCAGUGAGAAUGGUGUUAAUGGAAGUCUAAGUUUCUUUUUAUUUUUUUUUUUAUAUUCUUUUUGUUCAUGCCUCAUUAAGUUAUUUAUAUAUCUCAUGGUGCUGAAUGUCCUGAUGUAUGUUUACAACAACGUAUCAGAGUAACAGUAUUCGUGCAUACUGUAAAUGGUAUGGUUAAUUGAUAGCAGGUAAAUGCAAGCAUCCAGAUUCAAAGUUUACAGGCUCAACUACCAGGAAACUGCAAAAAAAACAAAAAAAAAAACAGGUUCAGAUUUCAUUUAAGCACCAUAACAUGUGAAAGUUCAAACUUAAAGGCAUGACCUUAGUUUUAUUUAUUUAUUUUUUAAAUCAAUUUAUUCAAGGCGAGGAUGUGUGAGUUGUUUGCAUGCACGCAUGUAUGCAUACAGGGAUAUAUGAGUGUGUGUGCGACAGUGAUUAUGUGCAAUAAAUCAUGAGCAAAGCAAUGACCCCAAGGAUGUGAACUUAAACAGAAUGUGAACACAGAAAUGUUGGUUUUCUAUUAAAGGUUUGCAUAACAAGGGGAAGGGGGAAGAAAAGUCUUGUUAACAACAAAAGCAAAUUACCUGGAGCAAUUGUAACAACACAGUUAAGUGUAAUACUACUAAUAUAUUAUCACUUUGGUUUUUUUCAAGUGGAAAAACAAGGGCAACAUUUUGUAAAAUCUUCAUUAAAGGUGUGUCAUUGAAGAUAACCUAGCAUCUCUAACCGGAGAAAUCCCUAGCUCUGACCUGGGACAUUUUUUUGUGUAAGCUUUUUUAGCUCUGGAGGGCAGAGCCACUGCUUCUGACUGCACUUUGGACAACUGCAGGUGCAAACAGGCCACUGCCAGCAUCUGGAUUGAGAACUGGACAUAUUACUAUUCAUCUGUGUCUCUUUUUCUCCUCAGGACUAUGCGUCUCAUAUCCAAACUUGGUGGAAAUGAAACAAUAAACCAGCCCUCAGUCAGCAGUUGUAUAAUGGGUGUUACAUUAGGUUAAGAUUUAUGUAAGUUAGUAGUUAACAGUACACUCCAAACUUUAUACGGGAGAGCUUCUUGGGCAUUGGGAUUUCUCCUUCAUUCUCACCUCUUUUACACUUCUUGUGAGCCAGAUGGAAAACAAUAAUUCUUGUGUAAUCAUGUACAUUUUUCAGGGAUGUAAAUAUUGAAGUGUCUGUGGUGGGUUUUAGAUUUAAAAAAAAAAAAAAUCAUCACAAUCAUCUGCCGGACAGAAAAUCAGCCAUUGUGAUAAACUCUGAAUGAGUAGAAAGUUACUGUAAAGAAAAGUAAUUGUAUUUGUGUUAAUACUGUAUGUGUGUACACUGUACUGUACAAUAAUGACAAUGUGUAUAGAGAAACAUUAGUAUUGUAUAAGAUUUAUAUUACGUGUUAUUAUAUAGAACAGAAAUGAAUCUGUAUUAAAAAGAUGAUCUAUCUAAAAAACGA
Messenger RNA from Xyrichtys novacula (pearly razorfish), 20084 nucleotides. NCBI's taxonomy places the organism in Eukaryota, Metazoa, Chordata, Actinopteri, Labriformes, Labridae. The record is from the annotation of a GenBank genome assembly.